AAAAGCGGCCUAGUCGGCGACUAAUCGGCCGACUAGUCGCUAGGCGGCCACCGCCGCCUCGAUUAUGGCCUAAUCGGGUCACAUAAUCGGUGACCCGAUUAGGCACCGAUUAAUCGGCCUAAUCGGCGAUUAGGUAAUUUUUUUUUUGCCUCCACUCCACCAAAACGACGUCGUUUUGGUGGAAGAUAUUUUUUUUUAAAAAUUUCUCCCCAAAACAACGUCGUUUUGGGGAGAUCUGUUUUAAAAAAAAAAUGUUUCUCCCCAAAACGACGUCGUUUUGGGGAGAUUUGUUUGAAAAAAAAUUAAAUGUCGCAGUUCAUCCCCGACAUCAGCUCUUCAGCAUCAAACGGCAGUCUGCAACCCUAGGUCACAGGCUCACUGCUCAGUCGCUCACGGCAUCUUCAACCCGGUCAGCAAGGUCACGGUGCUUGACUGAAACUUCAAGCCGGUGCUCGUUAGUUGUUUGAAUCUUCAAUCCGACAAUCCUUCCGGUCUUCCACCGGACCACCAUAGGUAACUAGGGAUAUGGCUACUUCAUCAGCUGCUUCUAAUUCCAAUGCUGGUGAAGCCACAAGUGAUGUGAACAUUCAAAAUGCAUUGAAACGUGCAUCCGGUGAUAUUGGUUGGGAGUUUGGCGAACUUGUUGAUGCUAGUGCAUUAGAUAAAAUCAAAUGCAAGUUAUGCUCGAAAGUUAUGUCCGGAGGCAUCUACCGGCUCAAAUGUCAUGUAGCCGGUAGGUCAGGCAAUGUGAGGGCUUGUCAUAAGGCCAGUAAAGAGGCAAUAAAGGCAUGUGUUGAGGCACUAGAUGUUAAGAAUAAGAAAAAGACAGAGAAGCAAAUUGAAGAGUCUGAACUUAGAAAUGAAGUUUCAAUAUCCGGUGGUGCUACGGAGAUGGAUGAGGAUAUGGAAGUCACGGGAUCAAAGAGAAGAAUUGAUCACGGGCCUAUGGGUAGAUUUGUGGAGACUAAUUCACAAGCAAACACUGAUUCUACAAAAUUUACAAAGCAAGCUAGUUUGGUUGCCUUGAUGGACAAGAAGAAAGUGAUCGAUACGCAACAAUAUAUAGCACGGUGGGCCAUUGAGAAUGGUAUUGCUUUCAAUGCCAUUCAAAGUGAUAGUUUCAAACUAAUGACUGAGGCUAUUGGGCAAUUUGGUCCAGGACUACCUACGCCGAGUCGAUAUCGAUUGAGUGGUCCAUGUUUGAAAGCGGAGGUUGCGAGAGUUAAGAACUCCCUAAAGAAGCAUGAAGAUGAGUGGGGCAUCUCCGGUUGUUCCAUUAUGACUGAUGCUUGGACCGACCGUAAAAGAAGGAGCAUUAUGAACUUGUGUGUUCAUUGUAGGGAAAUGAUCUCUUUUAUUUCCUCAAGGGAGGAUUCCGAUGCAUCCCAUACGGGAACCUACAUAUUUGAUUAUGUCGACAAAUGCAUUGAAGAUGUAGGGCAGGAAAAGGUGGUGCAAGUUGUCACGGAUAACGCUUCUAAUAACAUGGCAGCUGCAAGUUUGAUGGAAAAGAAGAGACCCAAUUUAUUUUGGACUUCUUGUGCCGCACAUACUGUGAAUCUUAUGCUUGAAGCAAUUGGUAAACUUCCAAGGUUCAAGAGUGCAAUUGAUAAGGCAAGGGCCUUAACCAUAUUCAUAUAUGCACAUCACUCAACCCUAAGCAUGAUGAGAAAGAUGACAAAGAAACGUGACAUAGUACGACCGGGUGUGACACGCUUUGCUACUAAUUACCUUUGUUUGCAAAGUUUGGUGGAGAAAAAGGAGCAACUACGACAUAUGUUUACUUCAGAAGAAUGGGCCCGGAAUUCACAUUCUAAGAGUGCAAAGGGAAAAUUGGCAUAUGCGACAGUUGUCAGCAUUUCCUUUUGGAAGUCUGUGAACUCUUGUUUGCUUGUUUUUCAUCCAUUGGUGAAAGUACUUCGUCUUGUUGAUAGUGACAGACCAUCUAUGCCAUGGUUGUAUGGAGAACUUCAAGCGGCGAUAAGAGAGAUCAAGGAAGACGUAUGUAGUGGACUUGAAAAGAAUUAUAAACCGAUACUUGACAUAAUUGACAGUAAAUCCAAAGGAAGACUUGAUUCCUCUUUGCACUUGGUGGGUUACUUGCUUAAUCCGUACUACUUUGCAAAGAAUAGGGUAAAUAUAGGAGAUGAUGCAACUAUAAUGGAAGCAUUUCUUGAUUGUGUGGAGAAGUUCUUCCCCGAUGAUUUGACCACUCAGGGGAUAGUGUCUGAUGAUGAAUUGAUCAAGUAUAAGAAAUUGGAGGGAAUGUUUGGAAGAAAACAAGCCAUUUUUUCUUAUGAAAGUAAAGGUGUCAAUGAGUUCAAUCCAGCUGGGUGGUGGAGUAACUAUGGUGGUAGUACACCAAAUUUGAAGAAGAUGGCAAUUAGGAUUCUCUCAUUAACCACAAGUUCAUCGGGUUGUGAGAGGAAUUGGAGUACAUUCGAAGGGGUGCACACUAAAAAGAGGAAUAGACUUGACUCGGAAAGAUUGAACAACUUGGUGUAUGUUCAAUUCAAUGCAAAACUUCUUUACAAGAAGCAAAGAGUGAGUAAUGAUAAAGAUGUCCUUCAAGCGGAUGAUUGUACUAAAGCUCAACAUUGGUUGGUUGAUGGUGUUGAUGACGAGAGUGAUGUUGAUCCCGUGACCGGAGCAACAUGGGAGGUACUUGAUCAAGCGGUGGGAGCGGAUGAAAUGCUUCAACCUAGAAGGAGCACUAGGAAUAUAAGAGAAAUUGAUGAGGAAGAGUUUGUGUCGGAGGAGUCGUCCGAAGAAGAUGAUGGAUAUGACUUUGAGUCCGAUGAAGAAAGAGAUGUGCCUCUAGUGGAGGAGCAAGAUGAUAUAUUUGAGAAUGAUGACUGAUGAGUGAUGUUGCUUCUUUUGUUUUUUGCAAUUUGUGUGUGUACUAUUGGAUUUGAAUGGAUUUAUGAUUAUAAUUUAUGAUGAUCUUUUGAGCUUAAAUGAUAUAUUGAUUGUAUUGAAUGGACUUUUGAUUAUGAUUUAGUCUUAUAUUGAUUUAAUGGAUUUUUACUUUGAUGCAGUUUAUUUUUGAUUGGAUUGCAGUUUAUUUAUGAUGAUUUUUGAGUCCGAUGAAUGGAUUUUUGCUUGGAUUGCAUGGCUAAGCUAGCUGCCAAUUGGUUGCUUUGAUGCAUUUUAUUAUAUGUAAAUUUAAUUAUAUAGAAAACUGAAAUAGUGAAAAGCACUUGGCGUCUUGGUUGAUUCAUUUAUAUUGUGUUUUAGUGUUUUUUUUUGUUUUUUUACACAUUUAUAUAUGAUAAUAUGAUAGGUAUUGGAUAUAUAUGAUUAUAUAUAUAUAUAUUUUAAAUUAAAAAAACUCAAAAACGAUUAAUACGAUUAAUCCCCGACUAGUCCCCGAUUAAUCCGAUUAAUCCCUAGUCCCCGUGAACCGCCUAGCGUCCGACUAA
Tripterygium wilfordii is the source of this 3422-nucleotide messenger RNA. RefSeq lists its product as uncharacterized. The transcript is spliced from 4 exons. Gene Ontology annotation, molecular function: protein dimerization activity. Lineage: Eukaryota; Viridiplantae; Streptophyta; Magnoliopsida; Celastrales; Celastraceae. Bases 526 to 2859 code for a protein of 777 amino acids. The record is from RefSeq and is a predicted model, not a curated record.